GGUGAACCCAGGAGCCUGGGUUAGCGAGGAACCCAGGUCUUGGGUUCGCGACGUUCGUGAAAUCUCUGGGGCUUUCCUAACAAAAUGAUACCUAUCAUAAACUUUACUUUUAACAAGAUUUUAUGAUCAGAUUUUUUAAAUUUUAACCUGAUAAUAACUAAUGAUAUACUUUCUUUUUAAAAUCUUGCAGACUGGACCGUGGAAAAUACAUUCAAACUGUUACCAUCCCCAGGCAGAAGCUGUAAGAUCAUUUACCAGGUUAAAAAGAAAGUAUAUGAUACCCGGCUGGGGCGAUGGCUGCAGGCAAUAUGCGGCGAGAGGUCUUCUUUACGCGCUUGGAUACCUUCUCGAACAUGCUCUACAAGAAUCUAAUCAAUAGAUCAAUGCUGCUCUCCUUUUCAUCCUCAUCCCACUCAUCCACAAUCAUAUUCCAUGACAAAGAAAGGUUUGUCAAUUGCCGCAGAUAUCCUUCGGCAACUGAACCAUCAAAUUGAGAACACAAAAUUCAGACACGAAGAGUCAAAGCCAGUUUUUCUGCUCGAGGAGAUGGGGAGAUUAGAGAAAAACCUAGCUGUGGCAAAAUGUGAAAUCUGCAGUUUUUUGGGGGAAGGGGUUUGGUGAGAGAAGAAAAGAGUUGCAGGUGGUGGGAGUGAAAAGGGCAGUUGGUUCUUCUCAGGCGUAAGAAUAGUGCGCCACGAUGCAGACCAUGGUCAUCAGAAAGCUGAAUGAAGAGAUAAUGUUGUGCAGUCUUGUUUUUUCUUUUGUUUUUGCCUUGAUGUGCAGUCUGGAUUUUAUUUUUUUCCCGGGAUGUGCAACCUGGAUUCACUGCAGAUCGUCUUCAUAUUUAACUUCAUUUAAUUUUAUAUAUAUAUUUUUAUUACAUAUAUAUUUUUUAACAUAAAGAAUUACGGAAAAG
This is a messenger RNA of Rubroshorea leprosula, 916 nucleotides long. The record is from the annotation of a GenBank genome assembly. NCBI's taxonomy places the organism in Eukaryota, Viridiplantae, Streptophyta, Magnoliopsida, Malvales, Dipterocarpaceae.